ACUUUUCGAGCAUGGCAAGUCUGUCGGAAGGAGAAAAAAAGAAAAACGUCAGCCAAUCAUUCAUCGGAAAUAUAUACUUUGCUUUUUUGUUCGCUUUUCUUUUGCUGUAUGCCACAUUGUAUGCAGCUCGCGAUAGGCACAGAGGGUUGGACCGAGGUGCCGAGGCUCGCAGUGUAACACCUAGGUCGCGUCGACCUCGCAAGGCAAAAAAACGAGAGAACGAGAGAAAGGCGAAAAGCAUACCUCACAAGCGCGCGACGCACGUUGCCUUCUGAAACUCAUGUGUCCGUUUGGUCCGCUGCGUACAGUAAUUCC
Aspergillus wentii DTO 134E9 is the source of this 315-nucleotide messenger RNA. RefSeq lists its product as uncharacterized. The record is from RefSeq and is a predicted model, not a curated record. The transcript is spliced from 2 exons. Bases 12 to 275 code for a protein of 87 amino acids. Lineage: Eukaryota; Fungi; Ascomycota; Eurotiomycetes; Eurotiales; Aspergillaceae.